Trichomycterus rosablanca is the source of this 793-nucleotide messenger RNA. RefSeq names its product heat shock factor binding protein 1a (gene hsbp1a). Gene Ontology annotation, molecular function: transcription corepressor activity. The transcript is spliced from 4 exons. Gene Ontology annotation, cellular component: cytosol; nucleus. The coding region runs from base 212 to 445 and encodes 77 amino acids. Gene Ontology annotation, biological process: cellular heat acclimation. The record is from RefSeq and is a predicted model, not a curated record. NCBI's taxonomy places the organism in Eukaryota, Metazoa, Chordata, Actinopteri, Siluriformes, Trichomycteridae.
UACAUUUUGUAGCGAUUCUCCAUCUGGGAUUUCUCCGUAAAGACGUCAUCCAAUCCUCCAACCUCAGCUCACACUACCGUCAGGGCGCUUCGGUCGCCUUGGUUGUGUGUGGGCAGCGUGUAGGCAGUUCGUUAUAGCAAAGAUACACGCAGUUUCCGACCUCAAUUCAUAAGAAAAGCUGGUCAUUUCAGAACUAAGGCAAUUUCAGACCAUGUCGGACACAGAGCCGAAAUCAGCUCAGGAUCUAACCGUCGUGGUGCAGAGCUUACUGCAGCAAAUGCAGGACAAGUUCCAAACCAUGUCAGACCAGAUUAUUGGAAGAAUUGACGAUAUGAGUACGAGAAUUGACGACCUGGAGAAGAACAUAUCAGAUCUGAUGACUCAGGCAGGGGUGGAGGAUUUUGAGGGGGAGAACAAAAUCACCGAUGCAUCAGGAACAGCUUGAUGAAGGCAACGGCCAGAUGAUCUAAUAAUGCAUGAGAUGCAGUACUGGUACUGGAAGAAUCUAUGUAUGUAUUGGGUGCCCUGCUGUCAGUAUCUUGUGAUAAAAUUGGACUGUAAUGUAUGAUGCCAUAGAUGUUCUGUGUACCCCGGACGUUUUUCCUAACCUUUGUUCUUAUGCUGAUUGUAUUUUGAUUGUAACGUAUCUUGGCCUCACACUGCAUAAUUUAUUGCUGCACUUCCUUAAACAACAAAAAAAAACAGAACAGGUUUGGUGUAAGCCUAAAGUACUGUGACUUAACACUCAGUUCCCAGCAUAUUUAAUGGUGCUGUUAAUGAGAGCUUUUUUUAA